AGGGACGCGUCGCUCCUCUCUCAGCCACUGUCACCAGACCUGAGCGAAGGCUACUGCCGCCGCGACCUGCGGGCGUUGAGGGGGGCGGGCGCGCGUGCUGGGUGCCGCGCGGGCGUUGAGGAGAAGGGGCGCGCGCGCAGGGGGUGCCUCGCAGGCCGCGAGGGGUGUCAACAUGUCCGGUAUGGGGACUGGUUCGUGCGGCUCGGGCUCCGGGGCCUGUGGCGGGGGGGUCGCCGCCGUCGCCUCCUCCCCGGGCGGGGGGGUGUCGAUGUUCCGCUGGCUGGAGGUGCUGGAGAAGGAGUUCGAUAAGGCCUUCGUGGACGUGGACUUGCUGCUGGGGGAGAUAGACCCCGACCAAGCGGACAUCACCUACGAGGGGCGGCAGAAAAUGACCAGCCUCAGCUCCUGCUUCGCCCAGCUCUGCCACAAGGCGCAGACCGUGUCCCAGAUCAACCACAAGCUGGAGGCGCAGCUGGUGGAUCUGAAAUCUGAACUGACAGAAACUCAGGCUGAGAAAGUAGUAUUGGAAGAAGAGGUGCAUGAUCAGCUUUUGCAACUCCAUGCCAUUCAACUUCAGUUGCAUGCCAAGACAGGCCAGUGUGUUGAUUCCGGGGCAAUUAAAGCAAAAUUGGAGAGAGAGCUUGAAGCCAACAAGAAAGAAAAGGUGAAAGAAGCUCAACUUGAAGCAGAGGUGAAGUUACUGAGGAAGGAAAACGAAGCACUUCGUCGACACAUAGCUGUGCUUCAGGCUGAGGUUUAUGGGGCAAGACUGGCAGCCAAAUACUUAGAUAAAGAACUAGCUGGAAGGGUCCAGCAGAUUCAGUUACUAGGUCGAGAUAUGAAGGGUCCUGCUCAUGAUAAACUUUGGAACCAGCUAGAAGCAGAAAUACACCUGCAUCGUCACAAAACUGUUAUUAGAGCAUGUCGGGGUCGUAAUGACCUGAAACGACCAAUGCAAGCACCACCAGGGCAUGAACCAGAUUCCUUAAAGAAGAGUCAAGGCGUUGGUCCAAUCAGAAAAGUUCUCCUUGUUAAAGAAGACCAUGAAGGACUAGGCAUUUCAAUCACAGGUGGGAAGGAGCACGGCGUUCCAAUACUAAUCUCUGAAAUCCACCCUGGUCAGCCUGCUGACCGAUGUGGAGGUCUGCAUGUUGGAGAUGCCAUUCUAGCAGUAAAUGGAGUGAAUCUGAGAGAUGCCAAACAUAAAGAAGCAGUAACUAUUCUUUCCCAGCAGAGAGGGGAGAUUGAAUUUGAAGUGGUGUAUGUUGCUCCAGAGGUAGACUCAGAUGACGAAAAUGUAGAAUAUGAGGAUGAAAGUGGACAUCGCUAUCGCUUGUAUCUUGAUGAAUUGGAGGAAGGUGGAAAUUCAGGUUCUAAUAGGAAAAAUGCAAGUGCAGCUGUCAAACCAUCAGAAGUGUUUGAUAAGAAACCAAGUGUUGAUGGACAUGAAAAUGGAGACCUAGGAAAUUCAGUUCAAACUCCCUUAGAAGAGACUGCACCCAAACUAGCUGAUUCUGCUGAGUCCUUGCCCUAAAGAAAUCGACUGGCCUGAUCACUUCUUCAGGAAAGAUGGAUAAUCAGUAUAUAGACUGUUCCAAAUUUUAUAUACCAUAGUAGGUUGUAAAAGGACUAUUAAAAAUCAAAGGAAACCUGUAUUACUGUUGCCUAAAAAAAAUGGCGGUUACCUCAGGGCUUCUUUGUGAGAAAUUCAUAACGUGUAAAGCUCUGUUCUGUGACACACAUUAGUUAACACAUUGCAUGUAAAAUGGAUUUUCCUUGAACUGUGAGCACCAAAGCAUGUGGUUUCCAAAAGAUAAUCUUAAUGCAUUCAGCUUUGGAUCCUAUUGAUGUCCUUGAAGGGUGUAGAAUAAAAUUGUAGCCAGUUUUAUUUUGUUCCUUUGCCACUGAGUAAAAGCAAAGAAUUAACAGCACUUUGAUCCAAACUAAUCUUUAACUGUUAAAAAGGGGAGAAGUGAAUAUUUACCACUGCAUCCCUGAAUUUUCCAUUUAGGUUUUUGAGCUACAAUUAAAGAAGGGGGGCGGAGAGGAAAAGGGGGAACAAAAAUGUCAUGACUCAGAUUUUCAUAAUAGCAAAAAGCAAAUGUUUUAGUUUAAGAAAACAAAAAUGGAAAGAACAACUGUUGAGUAUUGUAAAUUCUGAUCUCCCAAUACAAUCCUUUUACAUCUGAGGAGAUUUUCAGCAUUAUUUAAUUUCUUUAAACAAUUUAUUGCCAAUCAAUGCUGCACUUAAAAUAUUCUCCAAAAAUAUUUAAACAGAGCACUGUUCUGUUUGUUUUUUAAAUGCAAAAUUAGUGUAAAAAUAGCUUAAUGCUUGUUCAGAAUUAUGUCUGCCCUUGUGCAUUGUAUCUGAGCAUCAUACAGUCAGUAUUGGUUAUUGAAUGUAUACUGUUAGAACUGAUAUGAAGUAGUUUUAUACAUUGAGUUGUUCAUCAUGGGCUUGAUCCUAUGAGAUGCUGAGUACUUUUGGAUGGGUACUGAACAUGCUCAAUUCCCAUUGAAAUUAUCUUUAAAUCAAAGGGAGUUGAAGACAUGCCAUAUCUCGCAGCAGGUGCUCAGAGCCAUGAAGUAUCUGGUCCUAAAUGGUAUGAGAGUUCUCUUAGCCUAUAGCAUUUUAAUUGUUACUGUUUAAAUGAAAUACUGUUGCCUUCCAAGAGCAGUUAUAUCCUAAAAUAGAUAAUUGAUGUACAUCUAAAGGCCCAAGGCAUGUUUGGAAAAUGGUGAAGUUAAUGGUGGUUUUCUUGGCUAGUUUCUCAUGCUGUAUCUAUAGAAAUUUUAGUGAAACACAAUAUGCUCCAUAUGCAAACUAUAAAAAAAUGUAAUAGCUUUUAUUAACCCAGGAUAAAGCACGAAAUGCCUGCUCUCCUAUUUACUGCUAUGCAGACUGUUAAACUGUAAUGUGAAAAGAUGAGAUUUUGUAUUUUGAGAGUGAAACUAAUGUGAAAUAACAGCUUUGCAAAUGUUACUGUAUUGAUGUACAUAAAGAGAAAAAAAUCUCUAAGGCCUUUAGAGGAAUAUCAAUUAAUCUAAUGUUUAAUGUUCAAAACUUUUGAUGUAGAACACAGUUACUCAUCCCUCUUAGGAGCACUAUAUAUAUGUUUAUAGAGAUAUCUUUAAAAUGUAUAUACUUUAUUCAAAGAUUUUGCUAUUUAUAAAACCUUUAACUGUUGCUCUUUUCAUGAAUUUUUGUGCAUGGUUCCAUUCACUCAAAAAGCGGUUUCAUUUACAGAAAUUUUUUUUGUGGUAAAGCAUAUUAAAAUACUCUAGAAUAUUGCCUCUAAGCAUAUGUUAAUAUUUAAAAAAAUAUUUAAAUAAUAGGGCUGAAUUCAUAAGAAACAUAUCACCAGUUGCUUAUGAAGGCAUCUUUCUACGCCUCUGAAGCUCCAUGUAUUACAUGAAUUGUUCAGGUGCAUUUUAGCAGAUGAAGUCAUUGCUGUAAUGUUGCAUCCAGAUGUGUGUCACAUCUACUGUCAUUCCAGUAAGGUGUACUCUGAAGCUGAGUGUAGCAUGGAGCUCAUUGUAUUUCUCUGUCAGAGAAGGCAGUUCAGUUUUCACUUUUCUGGUAUUCCUUCUCUGUUUGAAGACGUUAGACAUGGCCUUCUGUCAUGUCUAGGGAAGCUGCAUAGGGAUAUUUAUCUGUGGGAAAGAGGAAGUCCCUUCACCCCCUUGAAGCACCUAGAAUCUUCCAUUUCAAAUACUUUCGGCCAUGUCCAGUUUGAGGUUGGACAUGGUUGCUGAAAUUGUUUUCCUUCCAUCACCACUCUGUUUGCCUGCUGCUUUGAUCAUCCUAUAGGUGAGAUCAGUGAUAGAAGUGGUGUACUGGCUGGGAAGAUGACCAGCAUUGACAAAUUAAUGCCAAAAUUCCCCCCCUGUCAGUUUUUCUGACCUUUGUUUGGGAAGCCCUGAGUUGAACAAUAUUGCUAGGACUUUCUGUGAAAGGAUAGUGUGGUUGUACUCCAUACUUCCGGCUGUAACACUCCAGAUUUAUUGUUGGGAUAGUGAAACUAUUAGAAGUUUUUUUUUUUAAGGUGACACUAGUUUAACUACAAGUUGCAAUAUCUAAAUGCAAUCUAUAAAUACGUUACUCUGUUUUGCCAAUAACUGGAACACUCAAACCCGCUGGUUCCCAGGGGUUGAUUUGAGUUAGUCAUGAAGAGUUUCCAAGGAAAGUAAGAUUUUCAUUUUUUAUUUUUAAAAAAGUAUAGAACAUUGUUUACUUGUAUAUAUUUUACUUCAGAUAAUAAAACAAAGCUCUUAAGAGAAUAGAGUGCAGCUUUGUGUGUAUAAUUCCUUGGCCAUAUUUUUAAAAUCUUCAGUGGAAUAGCUAUCUCUUGGCUUUUUAAAGGUGAAUGGAGUUUGAAGGGAUGUGGGACCACUGCUUGCUAAGAAACAAGCUUGAUGGCAGUAAAGUAACUUGGGUCAUAAAUUGUGUUUUUUGUAUUUCCGUGGUAGAAGUGUAUUUACUACAGUGGAGAGGGUUUGUAUGUAUCUCAAACUUACCACAGAUGUGUUGAUAAUGGAUAUGGUGAGCAAUAUUCAGAUGUUAUUUAUUGUAUAAUCUGUCCAAACACCCUUCCAUCUUGGGUUGGUCUCAUAUCUGUGGAAGGUGUAACAUUUUGCAACAAUUGUAUUAUACCUAGUUAAGCUGAGUUUCAUAUUUUUUUAUUAGCCUGUAAAUAAAGAUGGGAUCUUAUGCAUUA
Molecule: messenger RNA, 4718 nt
Organism: Malaclemys terrapin pileata
Lineage: Eukaryota; Metazoa; Chordata; Testudines; Emydidae
Gene: GOPC
Product: golgi associated PDZ and coiled-coil motif containing
Exons: 8
Coding region: 173-1534 (453 amino acids)
Biological process (GO): negative regulation of protein localization to cell surface
Cellular component (GO): trans-Golgi network transport vesicle; membrane; Golgi apparatus
Molecular function (GO): transmembrane transporter binding
Source: RefSeq, a predicted model, not a curated record